Drosophila navojoa is the source of this 669-nucleotide messenger RNA. RefSeq lists its product as uncharacterized. Lineage: Eukaryota; Metazoa; Arthropoda; Insecta; Diptera; Drosophilidae. The record is from RefSeq and is a predicted model, not a curated record.
UCCAGUUGCUGCCGGCUCUGCCUUCAAUUCACAUAGCAAUCAAGCACUAAGAACAAAUCAACUUCACGUCCAGCAGUCGAACGUCUCUAUUUAGUAUUAGCACGCAAACAGAAUGGUUCAAAAAAGAUUCGAGAACAAGGUGUUCACGCUGCUGCUGCUGAUCGCGUGUCUCGCCAUAUGCCAGUGCAGACCGUCUGAGGAUGUGGCCAGCGUGUCCAAGGUGGAUCCCAGCGACUAUCCAGGGAAUCUGCCGCCAGAGACCAUACUGAAGGUGCAGCAGUGCGAGCGGGAUCAGGCCACCAUGGAGCUGUGCAUGCGCUGUGCCAAGAUCACCAAGUCCCAGAUCAUUUAUCCCAUGUGCUGUAACAACGACGACGACAUCAAGGUGUGGUGCCACGAGUACGUCUACUAUAACAACGAAGAAGGCUAUUGAAGGAGGAAUGGGGUUUGGUUUGAAUGGUCCAGGUCUGGUGAUCAGGUUUAGGGUAUCGCCUAUAUAUCACCUAGCUUACUUACUUGCCCAAAUCCAAUUGAAAUUCCUUGCAUCCUGCUCUCAAUGCGGAUCCAUUGGCUGUGAUAUUUUAGGCAAUAUUAAAGUUUUUACACUUACCCAAAACUAAUUGUAACUAGAAAUAAACAAACUAUGUAACGGUACUGUGCAUAAGACAA